ACCGUUUUCUGGAUUUUGAAAAGAAUAAAAUACGCUAAGUGAGUGAUAUUCAGUGAAGGUAAUCAGCGAAACCAUCAAAGAUCGUAAAAUGUAAACUUACCGGAAGUUCAAGCAUUGCGUAACCGUGUGCGCGUUGAACCCUAUAAGUGAUUAUAAAAAUGAACCCAAUCUUGAACGGAACAAACCUGCAAAAAUGUACAAUUUAUUGUGUGACCCCUGACUGCCGUCAAUGAGUCUUGCCUGUGCUAAUCGAGACGAAUCGGUGGUGCGCAAGGGGAGUAGCUGUUGCAGCAACGGCAGGUGUGGCCGUUAUCAGCGGACAAUCGCUGCACUUUGCAGAAGACGACAGCAGCGGCGCAAUUCAGUAGCCAUCAACAGAGUGGUGGAAGCGGGCGGAGGGCUGACGGAAGCGGCACUACCAACGAUAUCAUAGCAGCAACACGGUGGCCAUCGUCGUCAGUAUUUGUCCACGCCAUUAUCCUCGCCGCCACCGCCAGCGCCAGCACGAUCACUACCACCGGCAGCGUCGCUAGUGGUUUCCCGCGCCCGACGUAGACUAAUGCAGUGGAGGAAGUUUGCACGGCUGAAAACGACUGCUACGACUGCUGGACAUUCGCGUACGCGGAGAAUGCUUUGCUGUGGCCGCAGAAAGGAAAAUGGAAGAUCAGUGCCUGACCUCACCGCAAGUCCGGGCCGUGCGCCGCCCGGCCCAAUGCCCUCGCACCAACAGCAGCAGCAGCCCGGCCAGGGCAUCAUGCAGCAGCGCAAUCAGUACGGCCAACUGCAGCAGGGUGGUGAACAGCGCGGCAUGGGGGGACCCGGUCCCGGUGGCGGCGGCGGUGGCAGCGGUGCCAACAAGGAACCAGUAUUACUACAGGGCGACUUCCGGAAGGUGUCCGGCAUCAGUUCGGAGAUCUUUCGGCAGAUCGAAGCGGUGGAAAACGACCACGACCCCAGUACGGCGGCAGCGCUGGAGGCUGUGGAAAGACGUGGUGAAAUGAUAGUGCGAAUUCUGGAACCCCGUUGCAUGGGAAGUCGACAGGCGGUCGAAGCCGGGCAAAAGUUUCUCAAUAAGGCCGACGCUCGGCACACGGUGCAGCUGGUGGAAAUUGUCAAACGACCUGGCCAAACUCUGGGACUGUACAUUCGGGAAGGUAAUGGAGCGGAUCGAUCCGAUGGUGUGUUCAUCUCGCGAAUAGCUCUGGAAUCGGCGGUUUACAACAGCGGCUGUCUGAGGGUUGGAGACGAAAUUUUGGCCGUCAACCUGGUGGACGUCACACGGAUGUCACUGGACGAUGUAGUCAUAAUUAUGUCCAUACCCAGACGACUGGUGUUGGCCAUCCGCCAGCGCCGUGGAUCUCGCGGCGCAAAUUCUCCAGGGCCACCUCAAAUGUCGCGCCCGGAGCAAAAACCGCCGCCAGUGGUCGUCAUCAAACGAGACCUAAGGGAUGACGAUCUGGAUGAUUCGGAUCGGGCGCCACGUUCAUCGAGAUCCACCAGAGUGCGUCGAAUGGGAGACGGUCGAGAAAUGACCCAGUCUCACUCCCGUAUGGGACUGGGCAUCAACAGUUACAGCCCCCAGAGCGAACAGCUAGACAUGUACUACGGUCCCCGACAGGGCCAGUCAGUGGAAACACCCAGCUGGGGCUAUAAACCUCCACCACCGCCAUCGGUCAUCACCGAACAACCGAAGGGAACGCACGGCUUCCAAACUUCGCACUCGUACUAUCAGAACGCUGGCACGCUAGAAAGUCUUGCCGAAAAGGUGCACUCGUUCUACCCGAGCGCCAACCGACGCAUGUCUGCCGGAACCGGCGUCACCAUGUCGCAAUCCCACCAAAGGUUUCCACGGAGCGGUUCCGAUCAACACCUGCCGCGAGUCGAAUACGCAGACUACCAAUCACUCGGGAGACACGCACUGCUUCGGUCUAGCCUAAAAUCUGACCUUGUCCAAGCAGCUCCCAUCGCCGGCGGCACACUUGACCGCUACGGACGUUACGAACCUCCACCGUCAUCACGCACACCGAAAUACGGUCCAUCGCCACUGGGCGCCACUGGAUCCCUCCAAAGGCGCUCCCGUCCGGCGUUGGAUUACUCCAGCGAUACGGAAGCCACGAUCGGUCCGCGGCCUAGCUACUACUACUACAACCACCCAGCCAUGGCCAACACGAUAGCUCGAGGCAGCACCCAAGCCCUUGGAGGUGGUCCAGAAUUCGCCAAGUUUAACUCACUCCCACGCGAUCGACCCGGGUCCCGUAUGGGUCUCCGCAGCCGUAUCGCUGACCGUCUGCAGGACGAAAACGACGGAAAUCUUUCAGCUCCCGAGUACUCACUGCCCAUCCGAAGGGACCCCCGAGAUCUUCGCCAGCGUUUGACCGCCAGUCCAUCGAUCUUUACCUCGGAUGAAUACCGAGCUUGGCUGCGACGAGCACCCAGCAGUUCUGCUAUCUGCGAACAAAUGCGAGCAUCGCGCGACAUCCUAAAUCAACAGCGAGCGCAUCGGUUCUCUUGUUCCGCCGAAAACAUUCAUGACGUACUAAAGAACACCGAACACAUCUACAGCAGCAGAACGGCGCUCACUGGCGGCACACUGGACCGACAUAACCUAACCGGUGCCGGAGGUCCGCGGAUGUCAUCACUGCCGGUACGGUCUAUGUCCUCGCAACAUAUCGGGCCGUCGUCAAUUCGCUCGCCCAGUGUCCGGCGUAUGCGACAGCUGCUGGAACUGACCCAAGCUGGUCCGGGUGGCGUACCAGGAUCGGCAAUGGCAGCUCUCACCGGCCACCAGAGCCCGGCACCGACACCGAGCACAACACUGCCCCGCACCCACCGCCAGAUCGACAUUAACCCGGCCGAGUAUACUAAGUACAAGCUGGAUAAGCCAGUGGUUGACGCAAUCGGAAUGUCCGGAAUGUUGUGGAUCCAUCUGCUAGCCGGUCGCGGACUACGGGCCAUGUCUGAAACAUCACAAGCGCAGCAACCGAUGAUCCGAGAUUUGUACUGCGUACUGGAAUGCGAUCGUAUCCAUAAGGCACGUACGGUUGUGCGAUCAGGAGAUUUACAGUUCGACUGGGAUGAAUCGUUUGAGCUAGAUUUGGUGUGUAAUAAACAGUUAGAUGUCCUGGUGUAUUCGUGGGAUCCUCAGCAUCGGCACAAGCUAUGUUAUAGAGGUGCACUCUCGCUCACGACUCUCCUGCGGCAAUCACCAAUCCAUCAGUUGGCGUUGAAGGUGGAACCACGCGGUACGAUAUACCUUCGCUUGCGUCACACGGAUCCCUUCCAGUUGUACCGACGACGUGGAUUGCCCAGCCUGCGGGGUAAUGUACCGGCCUUGUUCGGUGCCGAUUUGGAAACCGUUGUAACGCGCGAAUCCAAGGGCGCUCCCGGUAGCGCUCCAGUUCCUAUCAUUCUGCGUAGAUGCGUUGAGGAAGUCGAACGGCGGGGAUUAGACAUCAUAGGCCUCUACCGAUUGUGUGGCUCUGCUACCAAAAAACGACUGCUCAGAGAAGCGUUCGAACGCAACAGCCGAGCGGUUGAACUAACUCCGGAGCAUGUGCCGGACAUUAACGUCAUUACUGGUGUUCUCAAGGAUUAUCUCCGUGAACUUCCCGAGCCAUUGUUUACGAAGUGUCUGUUCCAAAUGACGGUCGAUGCGCUAGGUGUUUGUUUACCGGACGAUCCGGAAGGUAAUGCCAAGCUAAUGCUCAGUAUUCUGGAUUGUUUGCCAAGAGCUAACAGGGCAACGCUAGUGUUCCUGUUGGAUCACCUGUCACUGGUGGUAUCCGCAUCAGAGCGAAAUAAGAUGUCCGCACAGGCACUGGCUACCGUCAUGGGCCCACCGUUGAUGCUACACUCGUCCAGUGCAGGUCCGAACGAGGAGAUCGAUCACGCACAACCGAUAGCAGUGCUAAAGUAUCUGCUGCAAAUUUGGCCGCAGCCACAGCACGGCCACGUCACUGGUACUUCAGGUCGGCGCGGCGAGCCAGUAGAGCCGCGUGGAAACAAAGCCAGUGCGUUGCCAGCGGGCAAAUCUCCGGCGCUACACCCGUCCCUCCCAUCAUCGUUGGGGGCGGCGCCGCUCAGCCUCAGCAGCAGCAGCCUCAGUCUCAGCUCCAACACCAGCCACCGAUCUCAGCACCACCAUCCAUCGUCAGCGGCGGCGUCGGCGGCGGCGGCAUCAUCCUCCCUGUCGGCGGCAUCGGGGACGGCGGCGGCGGAGGCUAUCUCCCGUUCAGUAGCCAGCAGUCCAUCAACAACCUCCUUACAACUAGGUCCGCAUCCGCUCUCAGCCACUCCCAGCAAUCUACCGUAUCAAUCAGUAGUGGCUCAGUUAGCUCAAUCCCAUCGAGCCUCGCCACAAGUGGGCCAACAGCCCCAUCAAUUGGAGGCCUCAGCGGCCUCGGCGGAGCACGGCCCAUCGCCACGUCACGUCACACCCUCCCCAAGCUCUAGUUCCACAUCGUCGGCAUCCGGAUCCGGUUCCGGUACUGAUACUAUUAAACGUGGCGCAUCACCCGCUUCGGUUAAGUUCAAAGAAUCCAGCAGUAGCUAUUCCCUGAAGUCCGAUACUAGCCGCAUCCUCAGCAGCAGCAGCAGCUUGGCAAAGAAGUUUACUCCAAAUGGGGGUGGCAACGGCGGCGAUUCCAUUGCAAAUGGUUCCUCCCCGUACGAGCAUCAUUCGCCGUCGUCCUCGAUUCUUGGCAAUGGGAACGGAGCUAUUCGGAAGCAACAGCAUCAGCGCGAUGGCAACGGCAGCACCAGCAGCACUAUCAACAAUGGACCAAAUAUCUCCUCAUCAUCAGAUUUACAACUUCCAUCCAGAAGUGUUCUUUUCUCAUCAGACUACCUAUCAUCUUCAUCGAUCUCCUCGACAGCGAUGACAUCAACGGCAGCAGCGACAAUAGUGAAGCCGCUGUCAACUCUGGACGUUGCCACUUUCAGCCUGGACGAGAAGAACAACUUGGUAGUGUCCCCGUCGCCUUCCUCGGCGUCGGAGUCGUCACACCAUUCGUCGAACUCCUCGCUACGGGAGCGAUCUCCACAGCCUUCGCCUUCGCUGAAGCGCCAGGAACCUAUCGAUCGAACCGAUAGUGCCACGAGCUCCGGUGCGGGCGGUUCGAGUUUGUUCUCCUCACUGCGCAGUCAAACGCUCGGCAGCUACCAGUUUCCGUCGAGUUCGCUGAAGUUGUCGAGUCAGCUGAGCGCUGAUUCGGCCACUUCGGCGGAUGACGGCAGCACGUCUUCGUUGCUUCGGAAGCUGACCACAUCGCUGUCGAGAUCCAUCACCAGUAAUACAGGCACAUUACCAUUAUCCUUAGGUAGGCAAGGCGCUAGUAGUGCACUAUAUCAGCAAGAAAUGAGCUAUUCGGGUGGAAGCAGCGGUAGUAGUAGUAGUGGUAAACCAACGAGUGCUUCUCUAAAUUAUGCAAACCCAGCUGGUGGUAGCGAUUUACUGAGCGGUGGCAAUGGUAAUGGGGGUAAUGCAGUUACUACUGCGGCGGCUGUCAGUAGUAUGAGCAUCUACGGGACGCUUCCGAAAAAUUCGUCAAUCUAUUCGUACGGUGGAACGUCAUCUGGUUUACUGACUGGCACGUUCAGUUCGUACGGAAUUAGUGAUAGGCUAAGGGCGUUUACCGGCAGCGGUAGUGGCAGUGCAGGGGAGGACAGUUCCAGUGGGCUGGGAUCCAGUAUGACAACGACUGCUACUACGUCUAGCUCCGGGGCGGACAGUGGAGCCGGCUCCAGUGCUGCCGACCUGGGCGCUAGCGGAUAUGACUACGAGUCGUCUGGGUUCUCGUCUGCAGGGCUGACUUCAUCCUACGGUACCACAUCGGCUUCCUCUUCCGUGUCGAUGACUACAUCGGCGGGCUCUGGGCUUUCGUCGUCAUACUUCAGUACUGGAAGCGGUAGCAGUCCUUUUGGUGGAAUAAGUGGCGAGGCAAGCAGUAGCGGUCCCCCGACGUAUCGAGUGCAAUAUUCGUCAACGAAUCCCUUCCUACCUAGUUACAAUCCUCCAAACGAUAAUGCCGGUGGUGGUGCUGCAAAUAUUGGCGGUUCAAGCGGUCGCAAUGGUGGACUAAGGUCCUCGGAUGAAGACGACUCAUUCGAUAUGAAGUAAAGUGCCACCACAGGCCACAGUUCAACUCCAACAGUAUUAGUCAAAUCGUAGCUGACCGAGGUAUUUAGAGGUCUCUUCGUUAACUGUGUAGUAGGAUAAUUACUAAUACCAACCAACAGAACCUAACAAUCAAACUUUACUUUCCUUCAUAUGGUGUAUUUUCUCCGACUACAAAACAAUCAAAACUAAGCAUUUCUUUUCUUAAAUAUUCGACACUAUUGUUUACACAAAAAUAAGCGCGUGUUUUCACGCUAUCAAGAGACUCCUUUUCUAGGUUACGUUUUUAUUACAACAAAACAGAUCUACAGGUGUAUAACACAAAAAUAGGCAAGCGUUAGAUACAAAAAUACAAAUUUUGCGGAAAACACACAAAUACUUAUCAAACUGUAUUGUAUACCGGCAGGGAAGUAGAACCUGUACCACAACAACUGAAGCAUUUACUACGAAAACGGCAUUCAGAAUCAGCAAAACUCCAACAGUUUAUAUUACUGAACGUAUGCAUUUGAUACGCUUUACUUGUCCUUCAAACGAACCAAUAAACAAAAGGAAAAUCCAAAAUAACAACAAAGAAUGCUUUACAAAACGCAAAUCCCAUUUUCAAGUUCACUCACACACAGUCAAAACAAUCCACAAGAGAGAUUAUGCUGUCAGAGAACACACUCACUUCAAUCACGUGCUAUUAACUGAUAGAUUAAGAUGCGUGAAUAAAAAAACAACAAAAACAAAUCGAAAACAAUAAGACGAAAAAGAACAAGACUUACUUUUACAUUUAAUGAAAGAGAAAAACUAAACAAACAAACGAACGAGCAUUUGUCGAUCAGUAAAUUUAAAACAAACACACACCUACACAUGGACACAACUGCACGCAUUCAAGCAUGCUUGCACGCACACGAUGAACUAAAUUUGUUAAAUAGAAAGCGCUUCGAACCAUACACACACUAUGUAAAUCAGACAGAGCAGCAUUAGUGAUUGGAUUUUGAGACCACUUAUAGCUCACAGCAGCCAUACAUCCAUUUACCCUUUCAAGAAAGCCCAUUUAUAGCGCAGUAACUUUUUACUAGGAGAUUUUUGCUGGAAGUAGUCGAA
This is a messenger RNA of Armigeres subalbatus, 7204 nucleotides long. RefSeq names its product rho GTPase-activating protein 100F (gene RhoGAP100F). Gene Ontology annotation, molecular function: GTPase activator activity; protein binding. The transcript has 14 exons. The coding region runs from base 560 to 6118 and encodes 1852 amino acids. Lineage: Eukaryota; Metazoa; Arthropoda; Insecta; Diptera; Culicidae. Gene Ontology annotation, biological process: signal transduction; regulation of Ras protein signal transduction; cell migration. The record is from RefSeq and is a predicted model, not a curated record. Gene Ontology annotation, cellular component: synaptic membrane.